This is a messenger RNA of Striga hermonthica, 594 nucleotides long. The record is from the annotation of a GenBank genome assembly. Lineage: Eukaryota; Viridiplantae; Streptophyta; Magnoliopsida; Lamiales; Orobanchaceae.
AUGGAUUUCUCGGCUUUGAACGAAGCUGUGGCGUUCAAAUCAUACGAUCGUAUCGCCGAGAUUUGCGACAGUCUCAUGCUUCAGGUUGCAUCUGAAGGUGUCGCUUAUCAGGACGAGUGGCCCUACGCCGUUCAUCUACUCGGUCACAUAUACGUCAACGAUAUCAAUAGCGCGAGGUUUUUGUGGAAGAAGGUGCCAUCGGCUGUGAAGGAGGGCCAGCCGGAGGUGUCUGCCGUGUGGAAAAUCGGCCAGAAGCUCUGGAUUAAGGACUAUGGAGGUGUUCACGAGGCUAUCCGUGAGUUUAACUGGACUCCACAGACUCGGGAAAUAGUCGCAGCCUUCUCGGAGCUUUAUACUAAAAGGAUGUUUGACCUGCUGCUCUCUGCUUAUUCCACAAUAAGCAUUCAAGACACGGCUGUUUUCCUAGGGAUGAAGGAAGAUGACGCCACAAACUAUGCACUCGGACACGGUUGGACAGUGGACCCUGCGACCCAAAUGCUCACCGUGCAAAAGCAAGCAGUUGCGAACGAGCAGAAGCUGGACCCGAGUAAAUUGCAACGGCUGACUGAAUAUGUUUUUCACCUCGAGCACUGA